GCUUUCUACAGUUUUUGUUCUGGUUUAAUUUUUGCUUGUAUGCCUCGUCACAAUUGCUCUGUCGGUGUGAUGAAGCAAGCAUGGUCCAAACGGAUUGUAGAACGAGGACAUGGCCAACACAGUGUCCCGGUUAGCGACUCAAAUGACAUGCGCUCGGCCGCCGAGCAACAGAGUCAGUGCCAAUUGCAGAGGCUCACUGAAACCGGUUUUAUUUCCUUCCAGGCCAGAUAA
Messenger RNA from Protopolystoma xenopodis, 231 nucleotides. Lineage: Eukaryota; Metazoa; Platyhelminthes; Monogenea; Polystomatidea; Polystomatidae. The record is from the annotation of a GenBank genome assembly.